This is a messenger RNA of Trichogramma pretiosum, 3384 nucleotides long. Its product is annotated as ankyrin-1-like. The transcript has a single exon. Gene Ontology annotation, molecular function: protein binding. The record is from RefSeq and is a predicted model, not a curated record. Bases 1 to 3384 code for a protein of 1127 amino acids. NCBI's taxonomy places the organism in Eukaryota, Metazoa, Arthropoda, Insecta, Hymenoptera, Trichogrammatidae.
AUGGAACACGAGGGCCAUCAUAACCAAAAUAAUGUGGAAAGUUUGUGGACGUUGCACGAAAAUGUCAACUGGGAAAUUCAAGAAGAGCGUGUCCAAUUUCUAAUUGACAUUGGUCCUUUCAUCAGUGAUUGCGCGAGUAGUGAACUUCCCGACCUGCUGAGCAUUUUUACAAAAGGAGAAAUCGAUUGCCUUCUUACAGAUACCGUGCAAUUCUGGACUGAGUUGGGUUAUGGAAACAGAGAUCAUUUCCUCGACUUUCUAAUUCGUGCCAGGUACAGAGAUGAUCCAGAGCGCGAUGAAUAUGGUUACAUCGUGGUAUCGUACACCACACCGGUUCAUCAUGCGGCCAAACUCUACAUGUUUGACAGGACAACCGUACUCUAUCGACUGUUUAAGAUCUACAACCUAGUCGAUGUAAAUUUCGUCGAUGAGACCGGCCUGUCUCACUUUCAUAUCGCUUGCAUGUCGGGACACGUUGACGCCGUUGAAAAUUUUCUCAUGUGCGAACAGGAUCCCAAUUGUACGUGGACGGAUACUGGCGAGACACCUCUGCAUCUGGCCGCGAAGUACGAGCACAAGGAAGUGAUAGUAUUAUUGAUGAAAGCCGGUGCCGAUUCAAACGCGAUGGACUUUAGUAGAAGAACUCCGCUUCACAGUGUUUGCAAGGCAAAAGGCUACGCUGCUCACGAAGUGGUCGAGGUAUUAUUCAACAAUAUUUACUACGAUUAUCAGCCAUUCGAUGUGGAUGCUCGAGACAGCAUUGGUCGAACGCCGUUAAACUGGGCUCUGCAGAACAAGCCACAAGAGAAGCUUGUCAAAUUGCUUAUGAGAUAUUGCUUCGAUCAAAAUAUAGCUGAUUAUUACGGCGAGACGCCCGUACAUAUCAUUUGCAAAAGAAGCGACGGUCACAUCUUUUUGGAGAAGUUUUUCGGAUUCAGCAGGGAACUCAAGCGUACGGUGGAAGUCAAUGGCAGAGACCUGGACGGCAAUACACCCCUUCACCUGGCUCUGAAAAAGAAACACAAUAAAAUGAUGCGUAUGCUGCUGUUGAACGGCGCCGAUCCAAACAUAGCGAACAAUAAAGGAUGGAGUGUUAUACAAAUUAUUUUUCAAAAGCAGUGCAUCGAUUAUCACUGGGUUCACAUGAUACUGACGUGCACUCGCGACCAGUACAGAGCGGGAGUGCUCGAUCGUCAAACCAAAGAGGGCAACACGCUGCUCCAUUGGGCCGUGCGCAACAAAAAGACAAAGAGGAUCGAUUAUUUGAUGGAAAAGAGGUCCAAUCCUAAUGUCACCGAUUCCAAGGGCUUUACCGUCAUGCACAUGCUAUGCCAGGACGAUUUUACGCUCGCUUAUCAAUCGAAGAUGAUCGCGAUGCUGUUGGAAUACGGCGCCGAUCCGAACGUGCCCUCGCCGAGAGGUCACACCGCGUUGCACGUCAUCUGCAAGAAGGCCGGCGACAAGGCCGAUUUGGCGGAGAUGUUCCUGAAUCUGUGCAUCGAGAACAAGUGGCGCAGGAUAGAGAUCGACGCUCUGGACGGCAAGGGCUUCACGCCGCUGUACUGGGCUCUGAAGAAAAACAACCUGGAGGUCGCCAAGCUGCUGCUGAACAAGGGCGCGAGCCCGUAUCUGGCAGAUGCCAAGGGACUGACUCCACUGCACUACAUCUGCCAGAGAGACGACGACGACGAUUUGGUGGAGGAGUUUUUCCGCAUAUGCGAAGAAAGAGGGGAGCAGGUACAGGUCGAUAUCCCGAAUAAACAGGGCAAUACAGCGCUGCACUUGGCUUUAACCGGCCGCUGCAAACGACACGUAGUCGAUGUGCUGCUGAGGAGAGGCGCCGAUCCCACCCUGGUCAACUUGACGGGUUGGAAUGCCCUGCACUUUGCCUGCAAGAGAAAAUCAGAUGCCGAUAUUUUGGCCGAGUUGCUGUUCGAGUUUUGCGACGAAUCGGAUCGGCCGUUGGAGGUCGACCCCCGGGACAAUUCGAACAACACCCCUCUUCUCCUGGCGGCCAAGUGCGCGUGCGACGGCGUCGAGGAACUGUUCCGACUCCUGCUCGAGCGCGGCGCCGACCCGAACGCGCGCAACGACGAAUACAAGACCCCGCUGCACAUCGUCUCCGAGAGAGACGACAUAGGCAAUUACUUCACGGUUUUCGCCCAAGCGGCACCCGCGGCACCGGGCGAACCGGUGACGAUCUAUGCCACGACCGACGACAACAUCAAGGCACUGGUCGACCAUCUACUGCGCAAAGGCGCCAAGCCGAACGCGGGCGACGCCGAGGGUAGCACCGCGCUGCAUCACAUCGCCAGGAGGAAGCGCGACGAGGGCCUGGCGAGCCGGUUCUUCGAGAUCAACGACGAGCUCGGGCAGCGGGUCGAGGUCGAUUGCCAGGACAUCCAUGGCGACACACCACUCCACUUGGUGCUGCGGUGCUUCCGUGGCGAGGCGAACGCGUUGCCCGAGCUGCUGCUGAGGCGGGGCGCCGACCCGAAUAAACCCAACGCGGAGGGAUUGACCCCGCUGCACAUCAUGUGCCACAGGACCUCCUACUGGCAGGGAAUAGGCGAGCUGAUCUUCCAAGUCGUCGCGGAGAGGAAUCUGCGGGUGGAGGUCGAAGCCAGGGACAGCGAGAAUCGGACGCCGCUCAUGUCGGCCGUGGCCCGUGUCGACCUGGGCAUGGUCGAGUUCCUGCUGAGUAGAGGCGCCAGCGUCGCGGAGAACGACUUCGUUUUCCCGAAUUACGAAGAUUUCGACUAUGUGUUCCGAAAUAUCGGCUACGAAAACAUGAUCCUGAAGGUGAAACUGGCCGCCGGCAUUCUGAAGGCUGUCGAGAUGCUCGAGGACAGAGGAUUCACACUGGGGCCCAAAAGCACGAUGGCCAUCUUCAAGCUGUUCGCCAAUCGCAAGUUGUACGAGACGUCGGAAGAGUGGUCGUACAAAAAUUCCUUGCCCGACGACGAGCUCGAGCCGCAGGGCCCGGGACGGUGCGAGAUCGUGCCCGGCCUGACGCUCGAUCAACUCAUCCGUUUACCGAUCCGAGAGGCCUCGACACGACUCGAGCUCGUGGAUUACUACAAGUUCGCGGACAAAUACGAUCGCGAGUACGAGUACAGCACUUACGGCACCAUGACCGAGGAUUGUGUGCUGCACCUGUGCGAGAUACUCUCGAGGGAAAUCUUCGAGCGCUGGGCCACGCAGGCCGUCUACGACAUGACGGGUAUGCCGAUUAACUGUUGCGAUAUGAUCGCCUCGGACCCAAAAUUGAUGAACAAGGAUCUGUGGAGGAUUUGCUUGACGAACAUGAACAUCACCGAUAAGCAGAUCGAAGAGGACUCGCUAUUGAGGGUUUUCAUGCCUGCCAGACAUGGUUAUUUUUAA